Molecule: messenger RNA, 2246 nt
Organism: Carassius auratus (goldfish)
Lineage: Eukaryota; Metazoa; Chordata; Actinopteri; Cypriniformes; Cyprinidae
Gene: tceanc
Product: transcription elongation factor A N-terminal and central domain containing
Exons: 1
Coding region: 271-1416 (381 amino acids)
Biological process (GO): DNA-templated transcription
Cellular component (GO): nucleus
Source: RefSeq, a predicted model, not a curated record
UAAAAAACAAACAUGGCGGAAGGAUUAUGAGUUGGCUCUUUCAAAAAAAAAAAGGUUGUACUGUUGAAUGGUUUAGCAAGGAAUGACGGAAUGGUUUAGCAAGUAAUGUAAAGUGUGUUAGUCUGCAGUUUAUAAAUAAUUUACUUUAUUCAUAUUUUGCAGCUGUUUUUUCUUCUUCUUAUAAACGCAUCUCUGCAAGUCGGCUUAACGCCGCUGCAGCCAACAAAAAUAUAUUUUUCUCGGACAUUUUGUUUUAAUGUAGAAGAGGUCAUGAAUACUAAAGAUAUAAUUUGUUAUGCUACACAAAUAGAGAAGCUGCAAAGUGAUGGCGGCUAUGAAGAUAUUAUAACACUAUUGACAGACCUGAACAACGCAUGUGUCACAGUAGAGCAGUUGCAGACUACCGACAUUGUUAAGGUCCUUUAUAAACUACUUAAGUUCUGUCCAGUUGUAAGUGCUAGAACAAUGGCAAAGGGCUUGCUUUCAAAAUGGAAGACGUUGUACAAGUUGUCAUCUUUGCUGAAAAGUAAUAACAAAAACAUGUGCGAGGAUAAGGAACUAGACACACUUGAUGCUGAUGUGUCCCACUUAAAUGAAAAGGGCAAUAAGAAUCAAGCAUUUACAUGCAACACAGAACAACAUGAUAUAACGAAGGAUGUAAACCAGGACAACUGCGAUGCAUGCUUAAAUAAGCUGUCUCCUGAAAAGCCUUGUCCAGUAAAAGAUGCUGCAGAAUCUGUUCAGAUACAUUGUGAGGAAGAGAGCUUCACUCUUGGUGCAGCAACACAUAGUCAAUCUGAUACAGAGAAAGAUUAUCAAACCUCAGUUCCUCCUAACACCAGUCGGGCCAGUGCUUCUUCUGACUCCAUGGCAUUGAGAUCCAAAUGUGUCCAUCUGAUUCUCCAGGCUCUUAGUUUAAAUCAGCAAAUACACUCAGAUGUUAUGGACAAACACAAAGUCCUUGCUGAGGAUAUUGAAACACACGUUCAUGCUCUUCACGGACGAAACCAGAUUAAGUACAAGUCCUGUAUCAGGAGCAAGGUGGCCAACCUAAAAAACCCAAAGAACCCUCACCUGCGCCAGGGCCUUAUAUCAGGACACCUGACUCCAGAUGCAUUCGCCCGGAUGUCAGUGGAGGAAAUGGCAGGGGAGGAACUUCGACAGCUCAGGGAAGGUUACACAUCUGUGGGCAUCAGUGAGCAUCAGUUACCAGAGGCAGUGGAAGGGACACCCACCAAUAAAGUUCGCUGCAGGCGCUGUAAGAAUUUGGACUGCAGGGUGACACAGAUCUCACGAGGGACGCUCUUCUUGCCAUCCUGGGUACGGAGUGGCGGUGCAGAUGAUGAUUCAAUGACUUUCAUGACUUGUGCUAAUUGUGGAGAGCAGUGGUACCACAGCAGCUGGGUUUGCCUUUGAGCAAGUGUGUAUGUAUUUAUAACUGUAAUAAAGAUGAAUAGUAGUAUUUUUAAGUACUAACUGACCAUUUUUGCACAGUUAAACCAAACAAAGAUUUUUUAUUCAGAAUAAGUUUCUUGUGGCCUUCAGUUUGGUGCAGUGAACCCUCACAACGCAUUUCACCCAAUGCAUUGAGGGUUCACGGCACCAAACUGAAGACCACAAGAAAGUUGUUGACCCAGAGCAGAUACAUACUUGCAUAAAUGCAAAUUUUUAAAAUGCAUGGUUUUCAAGUACAGGAACCACAAGUUGCAAAUGCACAAGGUUUAUCACAUAACUUAAAUUAUUUUAAAUAUAUAUAACCAUUAAAUAUGUUAUACUUUUGCUUUCAGGUUAAUUUUGACUCUGGUGUAAAUUGAGGCAUUAAUGUAAUGUUAUGUUAUGUUAAUCUAUGAGAUAGAUUUUCAAAAAUACUUUUAGAAGUCUAUUUAGUCUCUUACAAACACACUUUUGGGACUGAAUUAUUGCUGAUUAAAUUAAAUAUGCACACCUAUUAACCAUCGUAUUAAAAAGUAUAACCUAUUAAGGUUUUUAGAAAUCUUAAAGUCUAUGAUGUUGUCUUGUUAUGAAAUGAAUAUGUGGGUUUCAUAAAUGUAUACAAUUUACUUUUAAGUAGUUGUGAGUUGCAUUAAGUUAAAAGCAAUUUAAAUCAUUUAAUCCAUUGGUUUUGACUGAGUUUUGACUUGACUUUCACCAACUUUAUACAUUUGUUAAUUUCUCUAUACUAAAAAGGUUACUUAAACUGUGACUUGUACUGCAAUAAUAAUAAUUACUGUAAGGUAAAUUCUAAA